Molecule: messenger RNA, 2836 nt
Organism: Nasonia vitripennis (jewel wasp)
Lineage: Eukaryota; Metazoa; Arthropoda; Insecta; Hymenoptera; Pteromalidae
Gene: Afg3l2
Product: AFG3-like protein 2
Exons: 12
Coding region: 143-2533 (796 amino acids)
Biological process (GO): protein-containing complex assembly; mitochondrial protein processing
Cellular component (GO): m-AAA complex; membrane
Molecular function (GO): zinc ion binding; ATP-dependent peptidase activity; ATP binding
Source: RefSeq, a predicted model, not a curated record
GCACAGUAAUAAGCAGAACAUAGAGCGCUGUAGAUACAGAAAAAUGGUUAGCGGCCGGUAAUGUGUAUAUGUUAAAUGCAUUGUCGUCGAGGGGCCAGCGGAUUAUCAGCAUUUAAAUUAACACCCAUUUUAUGAGUGAAACAUGGCUCACCAGUUGCUUUCUUCGGCGAGCAAGUUAGAGAAGUUCUUACUUAGCCGAUUGGAUCAUCUCCAGACCUGGAGGAAGCUUUCGUUACUUAGAAAUGGACCUAGGAUAUCUGCCAUCGAACAAGUUCAGCAACAGUGGAGAUUGCUCUGCAACAAGCCACCAAAAGGUUUUGAAAAGUAUUUCAAGCAAGGUCAGAAAACAAAGGAGGCCCCUAAAGAAGCUGAAGGUCCAGCAAAAGACAGUAAAAGUUCACAAAGCGCAGAAGCUCCAAGCUCCAAGUCUCCAGGCUCUUCCAGCUCAGGACGGAAGAAAGACUUCACUUAUGGCUUUUACCCUGGCAAAAACAUGGGUGGUGAAGGAGGUGGACCUUUUCAGGGUAAUGACAAAUGGUUGACUCUUGGAGCUGUUGGAACUCUUGGUAUAAUUGGAGUCUUGAUGUUUUCGGAAGGGGGGAAAGAAAUUACGUGGAGAGAAUUUGUUUACGGAUACUUAAAUAAAGGAACAGUGGAAAAGUUAGAAGUAAUAAAUAAGAAAUGGGUGCGAGUGCGAUUAUUACCUGGCACCAGUACAGAUGGAACAUUAUGGUUUAAUAUUGGCAGUUCUGAUACUUUUGAAAGGAAUUUGGAGAAUGCUCAACUUGAGUUAAACAUUGAGCCACAAAAUCAUAUACCAGUUGUGUACAAAAAUGAAAUGGAAUCAGGACAUCUAGUAUCUUAUCUUCCUACUAUUAUUACAAUAGGAUUGUUAUUAUACUUCACCAGAUCAACUGCCAGUAUGUUUAGUAAGGGAGGACGUGGUAAAGGAUUGUUUGGAAAUGUUACUUCAUCAACAGCUAAAUUAAUCAAUCCAAAUGAGAUUGGUGUUCGUUUCAAAGAUGUGGCUGGAUGUGAAGAAGCUAAAAUUGAGAUUAUGGAGUUUGUAAAUUUUCUUAAGAAUCCACAGCAGUAUAUUAAUCUUGGAGCAAAGAUUCCCAAGGGUGCAAUCUUAACAGGACCUCCUGGUACGGGUAAAACUUUAUUGGCAAAAGCCACUGCAGGAGAAGCCGAUGUACCUUUCCUGACGGUAUCUGGUUCAGAAUUUUUGGAAAUGUUUGUUGGAGUUGGGCCAUCGCGCGUACGAGAUAUGUUUGCACAGGCCCGCAAACAUGCACCUUGCAUUUUGUUUAUCGAUGAAAUCGAUGCUGUAGGCAGAAAGAGAGGCGGUAAAAGUUUCGGUUCUCAUUCUGAACAAGAAAAUACAUUAAAUCAACUUCUUGUGGAGAUGGAUGGUUUUAAUACGACAACAAAUGUGGUUGUUUUGGCCGCAACGAAUAGGAUCGACAUUCUCGAUAAAGCACUUUUACGACCAGGUAGGUUUGAUAGGCAAAUCUAUGUACCCGCACCGGAUAUUAAGGGAAGAGCCUCUAUUUUCAAAGUGCAUCUUCAGAAUUUGAAAACUAAUUUAGAUAAGAUCGAGUUGUCGAGAAAAAUGGCUGCGUUGACGCCAGGUUUUACAGGAGCUGAUAUUGCAAAUGUCUGCAAUGAAGCAGCUUUAAUAGCUGCACGUGAUAAAAGGGAGAGCAUAAUAAUGAAAAAUUUCGAACAAGCUAUCGAGAGGGUAGUGGCAGGUAUGGAAAAGAAAACAAAUGUGUUGCAACCAGAGGAAAAGAAAACGGUAGCGUACCAUGAAGCAGGACAUGCGGUAGCAGGCUGGUUCCUACAACAUGCAGAUCCUCUUCUGAAGGUCUCCAUCAUUCCCCGUGGAAAAGGGUUAGGAUAUGCCCAGUAUUUGCCACGUGAACAGUACCUGUAUACAAAAGAGCAACUGUUUGACAGGAUGUGCAUGACCUUGGGUGGUCGAGUUUCCGAAGAAAUUUUCUUUCACCGUAUAACGACUGGCGCACAGGAUGAUUUACAAAAAGUAACACAGAGCGCUUACGCACAAGUUGUUCAUUACGGCAUGAACGAAAAAGUCGGCACAGUUAGUUUUGAAAUGCCGCAACCUGGAGACAUGGUUCUCGACAAACCUUAUUCUGAAAGCACUGCUCAGCUUAUCGACCAAGAAGUCAGAAUUAUGAUCGAUACCGCACAUAAACACACAACCGCUUUGUUAACAAAACAUAAAGCUGAUGUAAAUAAGGUAGCUGAAAGACUUUUAAAACAGGAAAUUUUAAGCCGAGAUGACAUGAUUGAGCUACUUGGAAAAAGGCCGUUCCCCGAAAAGUCUACGUAUGAAGAGUUUGUUGAAGGUACAGGAUCCUUUGAGGAAGAUACGACUUUACCAGAAGGUCUCAAGGAGUGGAACAAGGCGAGGGAUUCUAGUGAUACAAAACCGGAUGGUAGUUCGACAGAACCGCCGAUUUCGCCAUCAGAUCCGCCAAAGAAUCAGCCUGAGCAGCGAGUGUAAUUAUAUUUAUUCCUUUACAUUUGAUAGAACGUGCCGACACACUCUAAUGUAAUAAUCGAUAAUUUGUAUGAUAGUUUUCAAAAUAUACUUUUUAAAUAGUGAUAAUUUGCAUCGACGAUUUCAUGUGAAUCGCGAACACAAUGAGCACCGUUGUUUUUCUUACGCUUGAGAUUUCCUGAAUGUAUAAUAAUAGUAAUAAUAAUUUGUUUUUGAAAAAAAAUUCACGAGGAGUUCACUUCUGAUACUGUUUGCUACAUCAAUGCGUUCACGGAGUCUGUAAUAAAGUACUUUUAUAACAUCGGA